Messenger RNA from Cotesia congregata, 451 nucleotides. Lineage: Eukaryota; Metazoa; Arthropoda; Insecta; Hymenoptera; Braconidae. The record is from the annotation of a GenBank genome assembly.
AUGGUAAUUAAAUGGCUUUAUCAGAAAGUACCUAACUCUUAUCUAGCCAUAGACGUCAGAUGACAUUGAAAUAUCCCAAUAUGAGUCCUAUGAAAAGAAAUUGAGGUGGCCUAUACGAACGUGUGAUGUUCAAGGUUAGUGAGUCUACCGAUCAAAAAUACAGUAUGACCAAGUCUACACUGAUGUUAGGCAGCGAAAACUAGUUUCGUCCACGCAACGCUACUAGUCAUCCAUCACCUACUACAUUGAUAUUGAAGCUAAGCAAAGAUCUUGGCACGCUAUUAUUGAAAGUGGUCAAUUUCAGUUAAGUAGAUUAUUUUAUGGAUUAGCUGCUAAGUCGCAAAUACCAUGCUUGGUAGCAGAAAAGGUGUCCGGCCAGCUACGUCCAGUUUUCAAAAAGGCAGCUGAAGCUUUCCAGAAGUAUGUCGUGGAACACAUACGUAAAAGCUAG